This is a messenger RNA of Carassius auratus (goldfish), 1249 nucleotides long. It is a transcript of the gene serhl, whose product is annotated as serine hydrolase like. The transcript has 13 exons. The coding region runs from base 193 to 1164 and encodes 323 amino acids. The record is from RefSeq and is a predicted model, not a curated record. Gene Ontology annotation, cellular component: membrane. NCBI's taxonomy places the organism in Eukaryota, Metazoa, Chordata, Actinopteri, Cypriniformes, Cyprinidae.
GAAAAGCUCUUUCUAACGAAAUUAUUAUUCAGCAGCAACGACUUUUAUUUUAAAGUCAAUUAAAAGUUAGAGGUCAGGAUGCGCUUUGCUCACACUGUGCGUCAUGUACUUGUAAAUAGCAACUAGACUUGAAAAGAACAGGCGAUUUAUAUCCCUCGAUUUUCUCCUUAAACUGCACUGCAAGGUGUGACAAUGCUUCCUGCAUUCACGAGCCUCAGACACUUUUCCACAACUACGGUGAGGAGAGCAGCGUCUGAGUUCCGAAUGACUGUCCCGUGGGGAGAGAUGAGAGGUCAGGUUUGGGGUCCUUCUAAUGGUCGUCCCGUGCUGUGCUUGCACGGUUGGGCUGACAACUGCGGGACAUUCAGUACCCUGAUUCCAUUGCUUCCUAAAGACUGGAGAUUCGUAGCCAUUGACUUUCCAGGUCACGGUCUCUCGUCUCAUAGGCCUGAUGGGUGCCUUUACACCUUCCCUUUGUAUGUGGCAGAUGUUCGGCGAGUUGUUGAAGCUCUUCAGUGGAAGCAGUUCUCUAUCAUUGGACAUAGUAUGGGUGGGAAUGUGGCAGGAAUAUUUAGUGCCUUGUACCCAGAGAUGGUUGAUGCUGUAGUUCUCUUGGACACUUAUGGAUUCCUCCCAACACAAAUGACUGACAUGUUCAAGAACAUGAGGAAAGGGAUUAACGAUCAAAUCCACUAUGACAACAAGACGGAUGAGAGGAAAGAGAGGGUGUACACGUAUGAGAAAGCCAAAGAAAGAUUGAAGGCUGCAAACCCUUCCCUUUCCGAUCAGUCUGCAGACAUUCUGUUAGAGCGAGCUAUCAGAGAAGUUGAGGGAGGAUUUGUAUUCACCAGAGAUUUCAGGAUCAACCUGAAAAACAUUGUGAAUAAUAAUAUUGAACAGUGCCUUCACAUGUUGUCACUAGUUAAAGCCAGAGUGAUGCUAUUGCUGGCAAAAGAUGGUAUAUUCAAAACGUUUACUCUACCUAAUGGAUAUGGUGAUAUGAUUCAGAAGAGCUGGACUGAUCAAAAAGCCACCAUUCUUAACAUAGAAGGGGAUCAUCACAUUCACCUCAACAAACCUGAGUCUGUGGCCUCCAUAAUCACUGAUUUUCUUCAGUCACACAGUCCUGACGGGGAAACAGGGAAUGAAUCACAGAAAAAUUAGUCUUCCAGAUUAUAGCACACACAUGCCAAUUCAUAUUAUUCAAAUAAUGUACACUGUACACUGAUUAAAAUAUUUACACCAUUAA